GUGCAAUUGAGGAGACAGGAGAGAUUUGGGGAUAACAAUUAAGGAAAUGGGUCAUGAAUAUACUGGGAUCGCAUUUAGGAGAUGGGGGUAUCUAGCAGGAGAUGGUUGGGUGGUAUUUGGAAAGCUGGCUGGGGUCAUAUUUGGAGAGAUGAUGACUGAAAAGUGGGAGUGGCCAGGAUGAUACUAAGGAGAUGUCUGGACUAUGCCCAACAAAAUCCAAAUGCAUGGCCCUGCUUAUCGGAAUAAGUAGGGCCAGGGCAGCUGGCUGGGGACCUAUGGCAGGUUUAGCUGUCCUCAGCUUUCCCUCCCUAGCGGUGCCCCUGGCCAGUGGGAACCUACUACAGUUUGGGUUCAUGAUUGAGAAGCUGACGGGGAAGUCGGCACUGGACUACAAUGACUACGGCUGCUACUGUGGCAUCGGUGGUUCCAAAUGGCCUGUGGAUGAGACAGACUGGUGCUGCCAUGCCCACGACUGCUGCUAUGGAAGGAUGAAUAAGCUAGGCUGUGAUCCCAAAAUGGAAAAGUACAACUUCUCUAUUACAGAGAAUAACAUCAUCUGCGGGGGCAGAACUUCCUGCCAAAGGCUGACUUGUGAGUGUGACAAGAAUGCCACCCUGUGCUUCCGAGACAAUCUCAGCACCUACAACCACAAGUACGCUCACUACCCCAACAAGCUGUGUACGGGCCCCACUCCACCAUGCUGAAACCCUGGGCAGCCUCCAGCUGGGUCCAAGCCACUUACACCUUCCAAGCCUCCGAUGUCUCCCCACAAAAUGCUCUUCCUGUCCCUCUAGACAUUCAUGACCAGAAUUUCCUCUCAAACACUCAAUAAAUACUGA
Molecule: messenger RNA, 839 nt
Organism: Dromiciops gliroides (monito del monte)
Lineage: Eukaryota; Metazoa; Chordata; Mammalia; Microbiotheria; Microbiotheriidae
Product: group IIE secretory phospholipase A2-like
Exons: 3
Coding region: 192-704 (170 amino acids)
Biological process (GO): lipid catabolic process; negative regulation of T cell proliferation; phospholipid metabolic process
Molecular function (GO): calcium ion binding; phospholipid binding
Source: RefSeq, a predicted model, not a curated record